AUGCAGCCGUUCGAUGAGCGCCGUGACGACUGCAAGAACGCGCUGGACAAGGCUCGCUGUGUUCUGUUCUUCACGCCUCAGUACGUGGACCGUCUCGAGGUCGGCAUGAAGGUCAGUACCGAUGAGUUGCUGAUCGUUCAGAACAGCAACAUGCGUAUCCCGCAGGAAGGCGGUGACGCCGAGGUGGAUGAGUGCAAGAAGCUCAUUCUUACUCAUGCGGAGAUAAAAAAAAUCGCAACUACAACUCCAAGCACAUAA
Messenger RNA from Phytophthora nicotianae INRA-310, 258 nucleotides. RefSeq lists its product as hypothetical. NCBI's taxonomy places the organism in Eukaryota, Oomycota, Peronosporomycetes, Peronosporales, Peronosporaceae. The record is from RefSeq and is a predicted model, not a curated record. The transcript has a single exon. Bases 1 to 258 code for a protein of 85 amino acids.